GCUCUUGGCUGGCCUUUUCUUCUACUUUUCUCCCGGGUCGCCAGGGCAGACUUCUGGGCUCCUCUCCUCCUCCCCCUAGCAGCCGGCUGCUCCCCCCACCCCGCCCCGUAGCUCCCCAUUUGUGCACGCUGUUAGUGUGUGUGGGGGUGACCAAAGGGGAUGUCCUGUUUCCACCAGAGACACAGCGCGAAGGGGAAACUUAGACAGUGGAAGCAGCGAGAAUAAACAUCUAAGAACCGGCGCGUAGAUCUGCGGUUCGGGCGGAACUUGAACUUGGGGAUCCUGAGGCGGCCCGAGCGACGGGAGAUAGUCCAUUUGUAAUUGAAGGAAGCUGCUUCUACUUGGGAGUGGCAGGAAAAGUGAGAAAACCACAUGGAAGACUCCCAGGAUUUAAAUGAACAAUCAGUAAAGAAAACGUGCACAGAAUCCGAUGUUUCAGAACCUCAGAAUUCCAGGUCUAUGGAAAUGCAGGACCUGGCAAGUCCUCACACUCUUGUUGGAGGUAGUGAUGCUCCUGGUAGCUCCAAACUGGAUAAACCUAACCUCAGCAGCACAUCGGUCACCACAAAUGGGACAGGAGGGGACAGCAUGACUGUUUUAAAUACAGCAGACUGGUUGCUGAGUUGUAACACCCCCUCUUCCGCAACAAUGUCUCUUCUUGCAGUCAAAACAGAGCCUUUGAACAGCAGUGAAACCACAACCACGACUGGAGAUGGAGCGCUUGACACUUUUACUGGGUCAGUAAUAACAAGUAGUGGCUACAGCCCCCGAUCAGCGCAUCAGUAUUCCCCACAGCUGUAUCCUUCCAAGCCCUAUCCACACAUUCUUUCUACACCAGCAGCUCAAACAAUGUCUGCCUAUGCAGGCCAGUCUCAGUAUUCGGGAAUGCAGCAGCCAGCGGUGUACACAGCCUACUCACAGACAGGACAGCCCUACAGCCUGCCCACUUACGAUCUGGGUGUGAUGUUGCCAGCCAUCAAGACAGAGGGUGGCCUUUCCCAAACUCAGUCACCACUGCAGAGUGGCUGCCUCAGUUACAGCCCAGGGUUUUCUACCCCACAGCCAGGCCAGACGCCUUACUCCUACCAAAUGCCAGGUUCUAGUUUUGCACCAUCGUCUACUAUUUAUGCGAAUAACUCAGUUUCGAAUUCAACAAAUUUCAGUGGUUCACAACAGGAUUAUCCAUCCUACACAGCCUUUGGCCAAAACCAGUAUGCACAGUAUUACUCGGCAUCAACGUAUGGAGCCUACAUGACAUCCAAUAACACUGCUGACUGCACGUCCACAUCAGCCUCCACUUACCAGUUACAGGAAUCUCUCCCCGGGCUGCCGAGCCAGCCAGGAGAAUUUGAUACCGUGCAGAGCCCCUCCACGCCCAUCAAAGAUCUUGAUGACCGAACAUGUAGAAGUUCUGGAUCAAAGUCCCGAGGAAGAGGCCGGAAAAAUAACCCCUCCCCACCUCCCGACAGUGACCUGGAGCGUGUGUUUGUCUGGGAUUUGGAUGAGACGAUCAUUGUUUUUCACUCACUCCUCACAGGGUCUUAUGCACAGAAGUAUGGCAAGGAUCCCCCCAUGGCUGUAACCCUUGGACUCCGAAUGGAGGAAAUGAUUUUUAAUCUUGCUGAUACACAUUUGUUUUUUAAUGAUUUAGAGGAAUGCGAUCAAGUUCAUAUAGAUGAUGUUUCCUCUGAUGAUAAUGGGCAAGACUUAAGUACCUACAGUUUUGCAACUGAUGGCUUCCAUGCAGCUGCAAGUAGUGCAAACCUUUGUUUGCCAACAGGUGUAAGAGGAGGAGUGGACUGGAUGAGGAAGUUGGCUUUUCGUUACAGAAGAGUAAAAGAGUUAUAUAACACCUACAAGAACAAUGUCGGAGGACUGCUUGGCCCUGCCAAGAGGGAUGCCUGGCUGCAGCUGAGGGCAGAGAUUGAAGGCCUGACAGAUUCCUGGCUCACAAAUGCACUUAAGUCGUUAUCAAUUAUUAGUACUAGGAGUAAUUGUGUAAAUGUCUUGGUAACAACAACCCAGCUGAUCCCAGCACUUGCAAAGGUUCUGCUCUAUAGCUUAGGAGGUGCUUUCCCCAUUGAAAAUAUUUACAGUGCGACUAAAAUAGGAAAAGAAAGUUGCUUUGAACGAAUAAUGCAAAGGUUUGGCAGAAAAGUAGUAUAUGUUGUAAUUGGGGAUGGUGUAGAAGAAGAACAGGCAGCAAAAAAGCACAACAUGCCCUUUUGGAGGAUAUCAAGUCACUCGGACCUCUUGGCUCUCCAUCAAGCACUGGAAUUAGAGUAUUUGUAACUGUGUUCUCUAGCUGGAGAUCCAUUUUUAUAUGUAUUUCAAGUACACUGAAUUUUUAUGUGUGAUUCAAUGCCUCUGGCUCUACACAUAUAAAUUGUCUUAAAGGAUGAAAUCAUAUUUGGAAUGAGAAUUCAAGAAUGAAGAAUUCAGAUUGCUGAAUGGAAUUAAACUUUAGUGCUACAGAAAGAAAACUCUAUGGUCUUAUAUUCACAACACGGUAGUGGUUUAAGAAAAAUCUGUGGAGGUUGCUGGUGCACAUGGAAUGAAUCCUAACUGGAAUUAACAGCUUUAGUAAAGAACUCUUAAUCCUCCCAAGCAGCAACACCUGAGCUCCGUGUGACAAGGUGAUCAACGACAUUCCUCAAAGUGGGAGACCCUCUCAGCCCUGAGGUUUGAAUAUGACUUUAGCCUACCUAGCCCAGAAAAUCUGAAUCGGAAUGCACUCAGACUGUGUAAGGACAGUCCUCUCUAGACCUGUAAUUUGUGUAAAUUAUUGAUGAAAAUAAUUUACUGUGACUUUAUUAGCAGCUGACUUUGAAAGUGGAUGCAAUUUUUCUUUCAUGUGUUGGGGGAGGGCUGGGGAGGGGAGAUGGGAAUAUAAUAUUGUCUCUUUUUUAAGUUUGGCAAACAGAAUGUUCAUACUGAUGUGUUGUGCCUUAAAAACAAGACAGCGUUCGUGUGUUAUAAUGUAAUUUUGGUUUAAAAAGAGAAUCUCUGUAGAUAAUGAAAAACAAAACAAAACCAAAAAAAAAGUUUGUACGAAUUCUUCACAAGACCAAAUUUAAAAUUCAAGCUAUCAAAGUUUAAUACUAUAUCAAAAAGAAACCAAAUAUUUGUUGCAAAAAGAAACCAUUAGUAGCAAUAAAGGAAAGCUUGUACUUUAUUUGGGUUCUUAAUAAUUCCAAUAAUUGUGUGAGGCAACUAUCUGUGCAUCCAACCAGAAGGAGAAGGUUUGGGAGACACUGUGGGACCUUUACUUAGAAAGUAAACUGUAUGUUGAAGUCUCAAGUAUCCUUUCUACAGUUUUACUGUCGAAAACUAAGAGCCAUAUUCAGGACAACUUGCAUGAUUUUGAGUUUGAGAUUUUUGAUCUACGAAAGUUGUGUAGAGAAAUAUCUUAACAUGAAAAUGAUUGUCAGUUACCAACCAAAUGUCUUUAGAAUAUGCUGUGGACAUAGCUUAAAAUUUACACUGAAUGAAUAUGCCUUAAGAUACAACUAAGUACAUUGAUUCCCAAUGCCACUUGAGGGAAUGAAGCGUCAUCAGUCAUGAAAGGCGGAUGCACCAGACAGCUCCCAAGGAAUGAAGUGAGUCUGUGAAACUUUCCCCCAGAUGUCAUUGUAAAUCCAAAUUAGCAGUGAGCCAGAUCUUGGCAGCUUUACCAAAUGACAGCAGUAAAACAGGAUUGGUUCUGUGUCUUAACACAUCCAUCCAAGCCCUCCACAUUACAGACUUGGGUGCGUUGGUUUUUGCCUGUGCUGUUACUCACAAUGGGCUGCAUUCAUUGUGGGAGGACCUGUCAUCGUUGUGUUUGCAUGUUUUUUUUUUUUUCUUGGUGUGUAGCCCGUGUUGGGAACACGAUACAGGUUCUCCUGUCAUUUUCUAUGACAUGAUUUCCCUUGUAGAAAUGUAAGAAUUUGAGAUCUAAAGUAUUCUAGUGGCAUCUGCACCUGCAGCUGUAUAUUUAAAAGGGCGUGAUGUGGAUCCUGGCAUCCAGAUACAAGUCAGUGUCUGUAACUAGAGGUUGGUUCACAAUAGGACAUCAACUGAGGCCUCCAAGGUUUAAAUGUGGUCAGUGCUAGACUCACAGAUCACCGCAUGCACUAUGGAAAUACAGUUUUAUUUUGUCAGACUCUCAACCUGCAUUUCUUCAGUGACUUUUGAGGCUGUGUUCAUGAUGGGCAGAAAGAUAAUGAGAUCCCAAUUUCAUAUAUUCAUAUCAGAUAGACCUUCUUCUUUAAAUAUUUCUGCCUCUGCCCCAAGUACUACAGCAAGUAAAUUAUGGUUGGAAUCUUUUGACAAUACUACUAGUAAAACAAUAAUACCUUUUAUACUUCUAUUGACCUCUAGUUUGAAAAUAGCAGUUUAAAAAUUAAAAGAAUUACAACUGAUUCUCAGUACUUUUGCACAUUAAAAUCUGUAAGAGUUAUCACUGUGAAUAAAAAAUUAUUUUUGCUGUAUAGCCAUUUUCUGUAAAAGAAUUCCGGCCCUAUAUCUAAAUUUUGUUUCAGUUUUUAUAUCAAGGAAGCAAGUCCUCUUAUGUUGCUAAAGGUGCAGGUACAGAAACACCAAGAAGCUUCCUGCUAACCUCUCCCAGUACACGCGCGCACACACACACACAAUCUUUCUUUCUGGUGAUAUGUUUAGAAAACCUGAAGGUGACAUUGGCAAAGAACAGCUCGGCAGAUGCCAGUAAGCCCUGGGCACAUCUUGGUCAUGUGACUUAAGCGUGCUGGAGGUAGAACUCUUCCCAUUUCCGGAGCAGAAAGUCCCCUUCCUUUCUGGUCAGAAAAAAAAAAAAAAAAUCAACAAAUAACAAAGUAGCACUUUGCCAGUUCUAUUUACAUGUGGAAUAUUGUGCCUUAUUGUAAACUAGUUUGAAAAAUUUUCUGUAACUAAAAUGGAUUUUUGACUGUCGAGUACACAAAAUUGGUCUGUUAUUCAGAAACAUGACCACUUGUGUUGCACCUUAAAAAAUAUCAAGGCCAUGUAAGUUUAGUAGCAAGAUAAGUGGCCUGGCUGUGAUGUUAUAGCAUAUGACAAAGACACUAUAUCCCUGAAAAAUAUUUAAAUCAAAGUCAGAGGCAAAAAUAUUUUAGAAUCAUAUAGUUUAUUCACAAAGAAAUAGGAAUAACCAUCUCUAAAAAUGUUUUUUUUUUUUUUUUUCCUUUAGUCUCUGGUCAGCUCAGAUUCAAAAUAAUGUCAACAGCAUGCUCCACUAAGAAGUUGUUUUUUAAAUUGCCCUUGUUUGUGACACGCCUACAUUCUCGGUGGAUAUGGCAUUUAGUAUUUCUUUUAAAACAAAUGUAAGCAUCAUGAGCCAAAGUUGCAUUCUGACUCCCAACUCUGGUAGCGUUAAUGGAAAUCUCACAGUGAAAGUCAAGGGACUCUGUUAUGUGUUAGUAAAGUAUAGAUUAUCGAGGCCUACAUAAUUUAAAGAAAUGUAAAUUAAUAUUAAAAGCUUGUAAAAAUAUGUACAUCUUUACUAUUUCUCAAUAAAUACCUUUGCAAAUGUU
This is a messenger RNA of Cavia porcellus (domestic guinea pig), 5528 nucleotides long. RefSeq names its product EYA transcriptional coactivator and phosphatase 4 (gene Eya4). The transcript is spliced from 20 exons. Bases 373 to 2292 code for a protein of 639 amino acids. Gene Ontology annotation, biological process: multicellular organism development; negative regulation of extrinsic apoptotic signaling pathway in absence of ligand; cell differentiation. Lineage: Eukaryota; Metazoa; Chordata; Mammalia; Rodentia; Caviidae. Gene Ontology annotation, molecular function: protein tyrosine phosphatase activity. The record is from RefSeq and is a predicted model, not a curated record. Gene Ontology annotation, cellular component: nucleus.